Messenger RNA from Dentiscutata erythropus, 1386 nucleotides. The record is from the annotation of a GenBank genome assembly. Lineage: Eukaryota; Fungi; Glomeromycota; Glomeromycetes; Diversisporales; Gigasporaceae.
AUGUCGUUUCCUGAAGUGAUAGUCAUUCUCUUAGACAUAUCAAAGGCAAUGUUGGCACCAGCAAACCAACUUGAUUCAAAGUUAAAGUGUGCUAUAACAGGAAUAAUUCACUUUUUAAAACUCUGCUCGUGGCAAACAAUUACAUGCAUCACUUUUGCUUCUAACUGUAAAGUUCUGCAAGAAUUUACUAAUGAUCAUACAUUAUUAACCGAAGCUUUAAAUAAGUGGGAAUUUCUCUCGGACGACCCCUCCGGGGAAAUACAAGUGGCCUUGGAAUUCGCUGAACAUUAUGUAAUUGAGAAAUUCGGUUUAAGUCAAGCGUGUCAAAUUAUUGUAAUUACAGAUGGUCGAAUACCACAAGAUUCGAAUUUCACCAAAAAUUCCGAGUCCAAUUCAGCUAAAUUCUAUAAUCCUCUCUGGCGACUUCAUAUUAUUUGUUUAGCGGAUGAAGUUAGUAAAGAUGAUCAUUCAAAACAAACCAAUUAUACAUUGCAAUGGUAUAAGAAACUUUUAAACAGACAUUUACCGUCCAGAGUUACUAAAAAUCACCCUAAAGGUGAAUUUACUCUUGAAAAAGAAGUUGUACCAUGUAAGGGCAUCCUUUCUCUUGGAAAAAUAACCAUGUCAAUACACAUAUAUCCUAUCAUCCAUAUAGAUGAUGAUGUACAGCAAUCGAUAAAAAUUAUGUCUAUUGUGGGAUUUAAGCCAAAAGAAUUGCUACAAGGGGAGUCUACUUAUUUGCGAUUUUGGAUGUUUUUAAAUGAUGAAAUUAAAGAAAAUGGGUGCAAUGAAUAUUUUCACGUCUUAAGUUCAUCAUUAAAAAAGGAAAAUCGAGUAGCAAUCGUUUGGUUGCAAAAGAAUACAUACGCUACCAUAGAAGCACCGCCUUCUGGGUCAUAUUUCUAUUUCACAAUGUAUUCACAUGAAAGUGCAAAAAAUUUGGUGAUCCCAUCACCGACACCUAUAAAUACGCAGCCCAAGAGUUAUUUAUCUAAUAACAUCGAAUUGCCUAAAACAGAAUUUGUUGAGUCGAUGUUGAAUAAAAUCCCAAGAUACGUUGCAAAUUUGCCGAAUGAGACUGCUAAAUUAACAACAGUUAUUCAGCAAAUUUCGAGAAUUACGGAUAUGUUUUGCUAUACGUCGCUUCGGGAAAAAGUAAUUGAGAAUUUGCAAGACCUUCGAAUUCAAUCACCAGAAGCUGAGAACCGGGCAAUCCUUACGCAAUGCUUACAACUAUUAGGUGAUACUGACUUAGAAGAGGAAGAUGAUGAAAUUGAAACAAUGGAUUAUGAGGAAGAAAGAGAGGAUCCCGAAGACUACGAAGAUCAUAAAAAUGAGGAACGUAGUAAUGCUAGAAUUUCACUCAAUGAUUUGUUGAAUUGGUGA